UUCUUUUUCUUUUUUUACCUAAUUUUAUUUAUAACUUUGCUCCCAAUCUCGUCCAUCCUUCUCUCAUAAACUUUAAUUCAUACUAUUUAUUCACGUUAUACAUACACAUAUUCAAUUUUUUAAUAACCUUGUUUUUUCUUUUUUUGAUUUUGCCUUCACACUCAUUCAUGUUCUCAUUUCGACCCAAUGCAGUAACUAACCACAUCUCUGAUCACCAAGCCAAACAGCCUGAUCCCAUGCCGUCUCGUCGUACCAAGAAAAUCAGCAAUUUCGGAUUGCAUUCGUCGUCAUCGUUUUUCCCUCAUAAGAUAGGUGGCUCGUCCUCGUCGCUCAUAACGGGACGUCAAAAGAAUGCAACCGAAAUAAACAGUCCAGAGCCCACGGUGGCCGCAAACAACGGUGCAAUCGCUCUCUCGUCGUCCGGAGACGAGGCGAAUCUUCAACGCAGCCGAUCCACCGUUUCAGCCCUUUCAGAUAACGGUACAGUGCAACCAGAAACGAAUCGAUGGGCGCUUCGGGUGAUCAAUCCAGAUCCGGACUCUUCCAGUGAGGAUGAAGACGAUGAUUGCCGAUCCAGUAAGCGACAUUCAAUCUCCGUUCACUCCUACACAGCGCCCUCUUCUACGAAAGUCAUGAUCGACCCUACUGUCAGUGGCUAUUCCGAAAUACCGAGCCUACAACCCUCUGUCGAAUCCGCAUCAAGCCCAAACAAAUUAAUAAAACCCACCACUCCUAUCCCCGCAGCCCAUGCUUUGAUUGACGAAAGUAAGGAGGCUCACUUACCGUUCUUGACACCCGCCACUUCAUUUUCGCUUGCAACCCCUGAGAAAGUGGAAUCACCACACCAUCAUGAUGUAAAACAACAGGAUACGCAUUACGUUGCGCCUGAAACUCGGCUGCCAUUGACAACCACCACCCGGCCAUCGCAACCGCUCUCGAGACGACAAUCCAAAGUAUUGCAAGAACAACCCCCAGCCACACCCUUACCCCUCGAUUGGUUGCCACAGUUCGAUUUCGGAUUUUCUUUGUUACCCUCUGAUACCGCAGACUUUCUAUCACCUUCUUUUAUCACCGCCCAGCAUAAUAAUUCCUUAUUGCCCGCCAAUCCUGCCACAACCUACGAAAAUACCCCAUCUAUAUCAUCUGCAGGCCGCCAUGAUAAUGCGACAGAUACACCCACAUCAAUCUCCACGAUGGACGGUACUGUGAGCGACGUUCCUUCUUCUGUAAACGACUCUAUCCAGAACAAGUUAGAGAUUCACACAACAGAUAAUCAUAUGAAAAUUGCCAUGAACAAAACUCCGGUCCUCUCUGAAGUCCAUGCGAUCAAUGGGUCGUCGCCUACUGUAGGCUCGUCCCGACCACGGUUUAAGCCAGAUGGUACAGUGGUACGUAUGCCUUCGACGUUGACUGCUGUGGAAACGGAAAACGUUUCUGGGACAAACUACUUUAGUGGAUAUGACGCAAUCCGCCAUCAGCAACUAAGCGAUGGUGAUACACUCGCAUUAAAUUCAGAGCCUGCACCACCGUCCAUGACGAGCCUAAGUAAUGCGAGUGUAACCAUGAUGAAGACUACCGACAGUCUAGCCUCCAUGGCCAGUACCCAAACUUCUUCGAAAUAUGCCAAAGCAUCUUACAGUCUCACGAACCAUCCCGACGCGAUCAAACUCUAUCGAAAUAUGGCCUUGAAAACCGGCGACAAAAAAGUGCAGCUUAGUUACGCAAAAUAUUUAUUGGAAAUUGCCGAUUUGUACGAGUGUCAUCCGAGCCACCGUGCAAGUAAACAUAUGUCUGGUUUCCAUCAAAACCUUCUCGGGGAAUUGGGAGGUCGGAUGCGACGAGGCGAGGGGAUUCGACACAGCGUGGAUGCCAAACCUGCCAGCCCCGCCAUGUCGCAGUUAUCAGCUCUCUAUUCGCAACCGCGGACUUCAACGAGUACUAUGCGCGCCAGUAUCGAUAUAGCACGACCCAUCAUUUCCGGCACUGACUAUGAAUCGAAUCGUCGGAAAAAGAAGGUGCUGGAAGAAGAAGGUGUGCGAUGGAUUAGGCGAUUAGCCAAGGAGAGGGUAGCCGAAGCCGCUUAUUUGCAAGCAUUGUGGAUGGACUGCGGACUGUACGGCUUCAAGAAGAAUCCGGCGAAAUCGCUCAAGUACUACGAAAUAGCUGCGCGUGAAGGUGUACCGGAAGCCAUGUAUGCGGUCGCGGAAUACUAUGCCUCGCAAGGUUAUCAUGCAGCAGCUUUUGCAAAUUAUAAACGGGCAGCCGACAAAGGUUUUGUGGAUGCUAUCUAUCGAUUAGGACUUAUCAAUCUGCAUGGUUAUUUUGGUCAGCGACAAAACAUGACAGCAGGUCUACAAUUGCUGUACGAAGCGGCUGGCAAUGCGACCGAGUCAUGCAACGAACCUCCGUAUGUGUUUGCUCUGCUUCUCACCAACACGUAUCCCAAAGCCGAUAUUCCAAGUGAAUUGGUCAAACCUUAUGGCGGAGCCAAUGCAGCUGUCAAUUUUUUCGAACGAGCCGCUCAGCUAGCUCAUGUCGCGGCGCAAACACGUUUGGCCUACAUUUACGAGCACGGUCUGUACGGGGUCCCGAUGAAUUUUGCCAAGAGCUUUACAAAUUACGAAUUAGCCGCCAACGCCAAAGAUACAGACGCUAUGGUGGGACUCAGUCGGCUUUACAAUAACGGGAGCCACGGUCCGAAAGAUCAUGAUGAAGAGAAACGGCGUGCCAGUGACGAGUCCGGUUGGCUGAUAAAUACGAAUCGUGACGAGGACGCAGCGUUCAUGUGGUGCCAACGAGCAGCCGAUCAGGAAUCGGUCGAAGGACUAUUUCUACUCGGAUGGUACUAUGAGACGGGGACUGGUACGCUUCGCGACUAUGAACGAGCGCAGACAUAUUAUCGAAGAGCAGCUUCCAAAGGACACGCGGAAGCAAAAGAACGAUUGCAAAAGACCAAUUCCACUACUCGACAACAGCAUGAAGAAAUGAAACGCUUGAUGGAUGACGGUCAAAAAGAUUUACAAGCGUGCAGUAUUAUGUAAAUUCACACCAUCAUCCAGAAACUCAGAAAUUCCUUGACUGUCUGUAUUUGUGCCAUCGCUCAACGAACAACCCCGCUUGUAGAUCACCCUUCUUUUGUAUUCAAUGUCAUUCUGUACAAAUCAAACAUUAAAUUAUCUUCUUGUGCUGUCAUAGCCCACGAGAUGUGCUUCCAUUUUUG
Molecule: messenger RNA, 3220 nt
Organism: Radiomyces spectabilis
Lineage: Eukaryota; Fungi; Mucoromycota; Mucoromycetes; Mucorales; Radiomycetaceae
Exons: 4
Coding region: 168-3041 (957 amino acids)
Molecular function (GO): protein binding
Source: RefSeq, a predicted model, not a curated record